This is a messenger RNA of Gopherus flavomarginatus (Mexican gopher tortoise), 381 nucleotides long. Its product is annotated as lymphocyte antigen 6E-like. Gene Ontology annotation, molecular function: acetylcholine receptor inhibitor activity. The transcript is spliced from 3 exons. NCBI's taxonomy places the organism in Eukaryota, Metazoa, Chordata, Testudines, Testudinidae. The record is from RefSeq and is a predicted model, not a curated record. The coding region runs from base 1 to 381 and encodes 126 amino acids.
AUGAAGGCUUUUCUUUUCGCCCUGCUGGCUGCAGUCCUGUGUGCGGAGCGAGUUUCCUCACUGAAAUGCUUCACUUGCAAUGAUGAGCCCUCCAACUGGAAUUGUAUUAAAAUAACGGACUGUGCAGAGAACGACAAAUACUGUCUAACAACCUACACAAAGACAGGGCUUGGUGAGAAAGCUGAGUACCGCAUCACCAAGAAAUGCUCUGCUGAGUGUCCUCAGACAAACUGGAAUGUUGGUAUAGCAGCUGCUUCUACCUCUUGCUGUCAGCAUUCCUUGUGCAAUAUCAGCGGGGCCAGCAGCGUGAAAUCCAGCUACGCAGUGAUGGCCACGGGGAUCUUGGCCAGUCUCAUCUAUGUCCUCAGAUCGGGACUGUGA